AUUUAAUUCUCAUUCUUAUUCGUUCAGAUAGAACAUGGCGGUGCUAGACAGGAUGUGCAUAAGCUCUUAAAUUUUUGCGUUAGCAAAUAGCAAUAUUUGGUGGGUUCCUACAUUUAACUGAGAGAUUCAUUAAGUGUCUUUUGAAUUGUUAAAAAAAGUGCGAAUCAAAAUAUUUAAUUUAUUUUCGUCUUUAUGGACCAAUUUGCAAUGAAAAUCAUUACUUCAUUGGUGGUGUAAAAAUAAUUGUGACAAAUAUAGCACAUUAUUUCAGAUUAUUUAUUAAAUAAAAAGGAUAUAUUUUCCAUGCUACAUUUGUAACUAGAAUGCUGUAAAGUGGUGUAACCUGAAUCAAUGCAAGCCGUGGGGGACAUGGCUACGCUUAUCCAAGAAAACGGUAUCAAGGAGCUGAGCAAAGGCACUCACGGGGUAGUGACAAACCAUGGCAUAUCAGCUCACAGUGUCGCCAGCCACAUGGUGCCCGACCAUGAGUACUGUGAAACAGCAAAGCCCCAGGAGCCUCAGCAGCCUUGCGUCACCUCCGGCGAGGACGUGCCGAUGGAGGCCACGGCCGAAGACGAGGAGGAAACUCCGGAAAUAGACAUCUUGAUAAACAAUGUUGUGUGCAGUUUUAGUGUUAAGUGCCACCUGAAUUUGAGACAGAUCGCAUUGAACGGUGUUAACGUAGAAUUUCGCCGCGAGAACGGAAUGGUGACGAUGAAGCUGAGACGGCCGUAUACGACGGCAUCUAUAUGGUCGUCGGGGCGGGUGACGUGCACCGGCGCGACCAGUGAAGACCAGGCCAAGGUGGCGGCGCGCCGGUAUGCGCGCGCGCUGCAGAAGCUCGGCUUCCAAGUCCGUUUCCAGAACUUCCGUGUGGUGAACGUCCUGGGUACAUGCCGCAUGCCCUUCGGCAUACGAAUCAUAUCCUUCUCUAAGAAAUACAAGGAAGCAGACUACGAGCCGGAGCUGCAUCCGGGCGUUACGUACAAACUAUACAACCCCAAAGCCACGUUGAAGAUCUUCUCCACGGGAGGUGUCACGAUAACAGCCCGGAGUGUGAGCGAUGUGCAGUCGGCGGUGGAGCGCAUCUUCCCACUGGUGUAUGAGUUCCGCAAGCUGCGCACGCCCGCGGACGAGGAGCUGCUGCGGCAGCGGCGCGCGCGCCACGCCCCGCCCGCGCCCGCGCACCCCGCCCCGCCCGCCACAGACCUGCGCCUGGUGACGCUCUCCGACGACGAGGAGAACGCGCCGCACGCACGCGGACAAGCGGACGCCUGGGAAUGACGACGCCGACGCGCGACCGCGUCUCCAUCGUCGGCGAACUAUCCAGUUCAUGCCAAAGAUAUUUAUUAGAGGUGCUUCGCGCUUCCGAUCGACGAGUUAUCCUGUGCGGCCGCGGCCCCGCCCCCCGAACCACGCCCACGCAAAGCCGAAGUGCUCGCUCUGGAAACGUCUACCGAUUCAGGUUUCUUAAACCCACCGAAUUGAAUUCGGCUCGCAGAUCUUUAUUAGGAAAUCGUUACCUUAGGAUAUUUUACUUUUGACAAUAAAUCGCGAACUCCGCGACUGGAAUGUUUGUGUGAGAAUUUGACGUCGAGUGUGCGUAGAGCGGCACGUUUCCGCGGCGGGCGGGGCGCGGGCGGGGCACGGGCGGGGCGCGGCCGAGGCUCCGUUAUUCAAUGUAUAACGUCUGUUGAGAGCUGUUCUCCGAUACUGAUACUCAAUUCGUAUUCAUUUUUGCCGUUCGUUGCAGU
This is a messenger RNA of Papilio polytes (common Mormon), 1754 nucleotides long. RefSeq names its product TATA box-binding protein-like protein 1 (gene Trf2). The transcript has 5 exons. Gene Ontology annotation, biological process: DNA-templated transcription initiation. Gene Ontology annotation, molecular function: general transcription initiation factor activity; DNA binding. The coding region runs from base 352 to 1284 and encodes 310 amino acids. Lineage: Eukaryota; Metazoa; Arthropoda; Insecta; Lepidoptera; Papilionidae. The record is from RefSeq and is a predicted model, not a curated record.